Messenger RNA from Daphnia magna, 1497 nucleotides. RefSeq lists its product as uncharacterized. NCBI's taxonomy places the organism in Eukaryota, Metazoa, Arthropoda, Branchiopoda, Diplostraca, Daphniidae. The record is from RefSeq and is a predicted model, not a curated record. The coding region runs from base 1 to 1497 and encodes 498 amino acids. The transcript has 2 exons.
AUGUACCCGAAAACGCCACGAUCGAUUCCGAUGUCAUCCUCAUCUCAAAAGAGCCCGUUUAACGGCUUGGUCUCCUACGGCUACGAAAGUGAAGCGACCUUGCUGCCUAUUGUCCCUAUGUUAAUUGAAGCUAAUGGCCGAACCUGGACCGGUUAUGGAUUGCUGGAUCCUGGAAGCCAAAUCUCAAUGAUAACCAACGCGCUUGCAAACGAAUUGGGACUUCAAGGCGAGAAGGGAAUUUCAAGAAUCGGAACGUAUCACGGCCGCGACCCAACCGCAAACACAACAAAGGUGUCUUUCAGAAUCUCUUCUUUGGACAAAAGCAGUUCCUUCGAAAUCCCGAACUGUUACUCCGUUCCCGUCUUAAGAAUCAGAAACGAAAACGUUGACCUAAAGAAGUUGGUUAAGGAUUGGCCUCAUCUAGCCGGAUUAAAAGUUCCCACCCAAAAUUCCGUGUACGUUAACGUGUUGAUCAGCUCGUGUGAUAUGGCGCCGCAAGAGGUCCUGGAAAUCAAAAGGGAUCCGUUGAACGAGCGGGCCCCGCCGCCCCCACCCGACCAAGAUCUUGUGAAUGCAAUUGAUCGCUUUCUACUCACCGAGACUUACGAAGCCCGAGCAGGUGUCAAGGUACUGAUUAGCGACGAAGAAUUACGUGCGAACAAGAUCCUAAACGAAACGACGAAAUUCGUAGGCGAUCGAUACGAGUCGGGACUUCUCUGGAAAAACGAAGAGCCGAACCUGCCCGACAACAGUCAGUCUACACUAGCGCGCUCCCUCAAGCUAGAACGAAGACUCAUCGCCGACGAAAACCUUGGUAAAAGGUACUCCGCAGCAGUCAACGAGUAUAUCAGCCUUGGUCACGCCCGAAAACUCUCAGCUGAGGAGGUUAACUAUCAUCCAGCUGGCCGAACCUGGUUUCUGCCUCACCAUCCGGUGAUUCCGAAGAAACCUGAAAAAUGCCUCCCGGUCUUUUAUGCCUCCGCGUACUACAAGGGAAUGUCGCUGAACUCUGCCCUGCUGAAAGGACCCGACCUGCUAACCAACCUCAUUGGAGUGCUGAUACGUUUCCGACAACAUCCGAUAGCGUUGAGCGCGGAUAUUGUUAAAAUGUUCCACCAAGUAAGGGUGCGGCCAAAAGACGGGCCCACACUUCGCUUUUUCUAUCGUGACCCGGGUAUACAGGAACCACUUUCCGUUUACCAAAUGAACAUGCAACCCUUCGGCGCAGUUUGCUCUCCUGCAAUUUGUGCACACGUUCUACGUCAAGCAGCCGUAGACGGCGGGAUUGAUGCGGCCGACGUUACCAACCUAAUAAUCGACCAUUUUUACGUGGAUAAUUGGUUGACAUCAUUCCCAACUGCCAAAGAAGCUAUUCAGCACGCAAAAAGGGUGGCAGACGUUCUACUUCGAGGAGGAUUCGAGCUCGCCCAAUGGGGUUCAUCAUUUCCAAAAGUUCUGUUGUCGUUGCCUGGCAAUCCAGUCUCAUCCAUCAAUUGA